Molecule: messenger RNA, 3855 nt
Organism: Ilyonectria robusta
Lineage: Eukaryota; Fungi; Ascomycota; Sordariomycetes; Hypocreales; Nectriaceae
Exons: 5
Coding region: 1-3855 (1284 amino acids)
Biological process (GO): mismatch repair; nucleotide-excision repair
Cellular component (GO): cytoplasm; nucleotide-excision repair factor 2 complex; XPC complex
Molecular function (GO): single-stranded DNA binding; damaged DNA binding; zinc ion binding
Source: RefSeq, a predicted model, not a curated record
AUGGCUUCUUCAUCGAAUAAAGACACUCAGGAGACGAGUUACGUUGAGAUGGACAACAAGGACGACGCCACGCUCAUUGGCAAGCACUGCGAAUACGACUACUGCAACCAGCUCGACUUCCUCCCUUUCUUCUGCCAGUCCUGCCGAAAGACUUUUUGCCUCGACCACCGAUCCGAGACAUCACAUAAAUGCACAAACGAGGGUGCUUGGGCAGAGCGGAAACGCCUGGCGCAGCUGGCCCACCCCUCGAUCGGCCAGGGCAAGGUGCUGCGCGACAAGGUCUCGCAGAAGCCGUGUGCAUCGCCGGUCUGUAAGACAGUCGUCGGGACAUCAUUAACGCCGGGGGUGCACUGUCAAACGUGCAACCGCGACUAUUGUUUGAAGCAUCGAUUAAAGGAGGAUCACGACUGCAGCAACUUGGUUCCCAUCGGAGCCCGACCGGCUCAGUUUGAUGUUGGCCAAAAGACCAAAUCAGCUUUCGACAAGCUGCGCGCAUGGGGCACGGCGAAGAAAGAACAAGCUGGUCGAGCACUACCAAAACCGAAGCCCAGCUCCGCCGCCGCUCGACUGGUCGCCGUGAACAAGCUCAAGAAAUCAGCCAAGGGGGACGACAAGGUGCCUGUGGAGAAGAGAGUCUACAUCUACGUGGAGGCAGAGGCAGAAACUGCAAAGGCAAAGUUUCCCAAGGGGGAGUUCUUCUUUUCCAAGGAUUGGGUGAUUGGCCGAGUGCUGGAUGCAGCGGCCAAGAGUCUCCAGGUACAGAACAUCAACAACCAGAGCACUGAUGAACGGAAUAAGCUACGGGUGUUUCAUGUGGAGGGAGGAAGGCUUCUAGAGUUCAAUGAGAAGGUCGAAACGGCGUUGCAGAGCGGGAACACGGUGGUAUUGCUGAGGGGGGUUGGCCCUCCUCCUGAUCUAAUUGAUGAACUAAUGCCUCCUCUUGUACCGCGCAAACGACUGCGUGAGUCGCCGCCUUCAGGAGAGAAAAGGCCGACCAAAUCCGCAAGGGGAAAGGCCAGCGGGGAACAGCGCAAGGCGACUCUGUACGACGACCUAGAUGCAACUGCGACUCCAUUAUCCUCGAAGAACUCGAAUUCCAUUCUUCAAAAUUUCGGCGAUGAUGAUGACGACGAUGAGAGUUCUUUGACGUCACUUUCCGAUGAAGAAUUUGAAGAUGUUGUACCACCAAAGCAGACCCCCGAGGACGACUCCGGAGAUGAUGAAGACAUCGAGUUUGAAGAUGUCGAGGCCCCUGCUGCACCUAUCCCGGAUGCGCCGGUUGGGACUGGCGACUUGGAGCUGACCCUGAUCAAAGAUACCAGAAUAUCUUUGAUUAACGCAUUUGGCGAUAAAAAGGGACGCACCAAGCGAGAGAAACAGGUUCGCAAUGCUACUCACUGCGUCCAUGUCCUGUUGCUUUUGUGGCACAACGCUCUCCGGAACUCCUGGCUCUGCGAUCCAGAAGUACAAGCAACGAUGAUUUCCCACCUUCCGCCUAAGCUGUGGGACGAGGUUGAUCGCUGGAGUAAAAAUAGCGGUUUAACACAGCAACCUGUCGCAAAGCCGCCCGCCAAAGGUCAGAGGAAGACAAAAGGCAAAGGAAAAACGCCAGUCGACAGAAAAUCUCGGGAUUGGGGAGCAGGAGCAGAGAGACUUGAGGAGGGAGCUGUUGAUAUGAGCCAUGGUGACCCCCUGUUUCGCCUGAUGACGGCCUUGGCGUCUUGGUGGAAGCAAAGGUUUCGGGUAACUGCCCCCGGUCUCAGGAAAUGGGGUUACAUGUCUCUCGAGAGGCUCGAUCGACUUUGCAAGGCUCAAGAAGCUGAAGAGCAUGAUCCAGAGAGAUUUGGGGAGCGAAUAAACAACUUGGAGGACUUUCGCCAGUCUGCUCGGAAUUGCGUGGGAAGCCGAGACGUGGGCGCUCAGCUCUUCACGGCAUUGCUUCGAGGGCUAGGACUUGAGGCACGGAUGGUUGCCAAUCUUCAGACCAUGGGAUUCGGUUGGAACAAACUGGAAGAUGCUGAGCUUGAGAAGGAAGACGGCCCGGUCGAUGGACAUUCGACGCCCGAGAAGGGCAAGAAAAAAGAAACAUUGACGAAUAAGAGCAAAGGAAAACAGCCACCCAAGAAAGCAGACAAGAAGAAUGCUGGAAAGCCGACAAGACCUACCAGAGCGACGAAAGAGAACAAAACCGUGGACUUGAGCGAUUCAGACGAGCUGGGUUUGGAAUACAAAGACACCGACGACGAGUCUGUCGUGGAACUGAAAGUUACACCCAGGAAGGGGUCAACCCUUGUGAAAAAGUACGACGCCGACUUGGAAUUUCCUCACUACUGGACCGAAGUCUUGUCACCAAUUACCAAAAAGUAUCUGCCCGUUGAUGUCUUGACCAAGAAUGCGAUUGGGACAAAUAGAGAUAUCAUCGAGUCUUUCGAACCACGUGGUGCCAAGGCAGACAAGGCACGACAAGUGAUGGCAUACAUCAUGGGGUAUUCACAAGAUGGAACAGCCAAAGAUGUUACGAUUCGGUAUCUGAAGCGAAACAUGUUUCCCGGACGGACGAAAGGCGUGAGGAUGGUCCCAGAAAAGGUUCCGGUUUAUAAUCGCCAUGGAAAGGUGAAGCGAUACGAGCAGUUCGACUGGUUUAAAACUGCGGUUUCUGGAUACCGGAGGGGUACCAAGAGACAUCCCAUUACAGAGCUUGACGAAAUUGAAGACGCUACGGAUUUGAAGCCUGCAAAGCCAGAGAAGAAAGAAAUCAAAGAAGGCCAAGAGACACUGCAAUACUACAAGCAGUCCAAGGAAUUCGCCCUUGAGCGCCACUUCAAACGAGAAGAGGCUCUGAGGCCGGGUGCAGUGCCCGUCAAAGUGUUCAAAAACAAAGCUAAGGGCGGGAUAAUGGAGGAAGAAAAUGUCUUUCUCCGUAGCGACGUCGUGCAAGUGAAGAGCGCCGAAACAUGGCACAAGCAAGGAAGGGCGCCGGUUCAAGGAGAACAGCCCCUGAAGAGGGUCCCUUACCGUGCAGCCACCACCAAUCGACGGCGGGAGAUUAUGGAGGCAGAGGCUGCAACAGGAGCGAAGGUCCUUCAGGGUCUUUUUAGUCUUGAACAAACGGAUUGGAUCAUCCCGCCACCGAUCAAGGACGGAGUCAUUCCUAAGAAUGAAUAUGGGAACAUUGACCUAUUUGCAAAGCAUAUGUGUCCGCAGGGCGCUGUCCAUGUUCCAUAUCGUGGGACGACGCGGGUUUGCAAGAAACUCCAGAUCGACUAUGCCGAAGCAGUCGUGGAUUUCGAGUUUGGGCAUCGCAUGGCCGUUCCGGUUAUCCAAGGUGUUGUCAUUGCAGAGGAGAAUUAUGACAUUCUCAUGGAGGAGCUUGAAAAGGCCGAAGCCGAGCGUAUACGAAAGGAAGACGAGAAGCGUCGAAAAGCGGCGCUGGCCCAGUGGAGAAGGUUCCUCAUGGGGAUGCGGAUUGCCGAAAGGAUUCGACAGGAGUACGGAGAGAUCGACGACCAGGUUUCAGUGUUUGGGCACAGUAAGGGUGCUCUUCACGGUAAUCAGCAACCGAAAGUCCACGAUGAAGAUACGGCAGGCGGAUUUCUACCCGAAGGAUACGAAGAAGACGAGGAGGUUGAGGGGCCAGCACAUCAUGCCUCUAGUUUCUUCCCAGCCGUUGACGAGGAAGAUGACGGAGAUGACGGCCUCGUGAUGGAAGAGAACACGGAAGCCCAGGAAAACAAGGAGGCCGAGAUUGAGGUUGAGGCGGAUGAAUAUGAUGAAGGCCAGAAUGUUGAUAGCGAGGAUGACUACGAGGACCAUGAGAUGCAAGACGCCUCUGUUGACUCCUACGAGGACGAAUAG